Messenger RNA from Aricia agestis (brown argus), 3260 nucleotides. RefSeq names its product GTP-binding protein 2-like. Gene Ontology annotation, molecular function: GTPase activity; GTP binding; translation elongation factor activity. Gene Ontology annotation, biological process: translational elongation. The transcript has 19 exons. NCBI's taxonomy places the organism in Eukaryota, Metazoa, Arthropoda, Insecta, Lepidoptera, Lycaenidae. The record is from RefSeq and is a predicted model, not a curated record. The coding region runs from base 250 to 2874 and encodes 874 amino acids.
UGGGGAAUGGAAUUUCCUAAUAAUUUCACAAUUUUCGUAAUAAUUUAUUUCUAUUUUCAAUUAAAGUUACGUUGUGUUUACUUUAUUCAUUAACUUUGUUUUAUUCGUAACUUAGUGCACCGCCUGAACUGGAUUGUUGGUGUCCGUUCACCGAGUCGCUCGUGUAAUCAGUAAGCGGCUGCCAAGAGCGAACAAUUGCAACCUUGAACCUAGGGAAACAGCUGCUGUUAUAAGGUUUAUUGAUGUAAAAUGGACUCAUUCUUCAGCCUCUUUGAUCCGUCUGACGGGAAUGAAACUAAACAGAAGAAGAAACAUAAACCUGAGCCAGAAAUUAGAAAAGAUGGCCCUAAAGGCAGGCGAAGAGGGCGGAGGUCGCAGGGCAAGAAUGAGACUCUUCCGGAGGAGUCCUCGUUCCUGUGUGAGCCCGACCUUAGUAAUGAAAUAUUAGUUAAGGACUGCAACUACAUAGAGAAUUACAUGGAGGUUAAGAGUGUGGAAGACAAGGAGAAAGCUUCAGAAAAAGACAUAGAUAAGAAACCGAAAAGGCGUAACUCGGGGCGCAAGAAUAGGAGGAAAAAGAAGCCGUCACCACCCAAAGAGUUCUGCUGGAGUCAAGAGGAACCGGAAACGCUAAACAACCAGUCGGUCAUACAGAAAAACAGCGACGAACGAAUCGGAAAAAACGUCAAUAUCCUCAAACCUGACAAGAAAUGCAACAAGUUCGAUAAAGACACCGAAGCAGAAAUCGCUAAAGCUAAGCGUAAAGUGAGCGCGGAAUUCGACGAGCGUGUGUACAACGUGAUAGACAAUUUGGAGAAGGUUAGAAUUAAGGAUGACAUGUAUAUGGCGGGAGAGUUCAGCUCGGACGAUCUGGAGAGCGAUUUCUUCUACAGCUCCGAUGAUUUGGAUGAAUUCUGUGAUGAUACGACGACGGACGCGGAGGACUCCGGCGACGAGUGCUACGGCAGCCUGCCGCCUGAGCCGCGCUUCGGCAACGUCGAGUACAAGCUGCAGCUCGUCGCGCCCUGCGAGAGACGCUUCCAGCAUCUCGUCACGCAGUUAAAAUGGCGUCUGCGAUCCGGCGGGGGGAGUGCAGUGUACGUGGUGGGUGUGCGGGACUGCGGCGCGCUGCGCGGGCUGCGAGCGGCGGCGCUGCGGGCGAGUCUGCGGUCGUUGCGGGACAUGGCGCGGGCUAUCGGCGCAGAGAUUGUCGCGGCGCGCGCACGCAGGUUGGCGCCGCAUAGGGCGGUAGCUGAAGUUUAUAUACGGAAGCUCGCAGCCAGUCAGAGCGUGGAGCUGCGAGUGGCGGUGCUCGGCGCGAACGAGGCCGGCAAGUCCACUCUAGUCGGAGUAUUGACGCAAGGUGAAUUAGACAACGGUAGAGGGAGCGCCCGGCUGAACAUGUUCCGUCACCUGCACGAGGUCAAGAGCGGCCGGACCUCCUCGCUCAGCCACGAGAUACUCGGCUUCGACGCACAGGGGAACGUGGUGAACUACGGGUGUUCGGAGCUGAUGACGGCGGAGCGGAUCGGCGAGCGGUCGGCCAAGCUCGUGGCCUUCCUCGACCUGGCCGGACACACCAAGUACCAGCGCACCACGCUGCACGGCCUCACCGGGUACUCGCCACACUACGCCAUGCUUGUGAUCUCAGCGACGGCGGGCAUCACUCGCAUCACGGAGGAGCACCUGGGGCUGGUGGUGGCGCUGGACCUGCCCGUGUUCGUGGUGGUCACCAAGUGCGAGCUCGCACCCGCCGCGCUGCCCGCCUUGCUGGACCGCCUCACGCGCCUACUGCCCACGGACAAGAAACCACUACUGAUUACUGACGAGAACCUCGCUCGGAGCUGCGUCGCGCCGCAAAAGUCGAUACUUGACACCAUCGACGAUGAAAACGACAACAAAAAGGACGACGAAUGUUCGCGCUGCGUGCCCGUGUUCCCAGUGAGCUGCGUACGCGGGGCGGGGCUGAACGCGCUACACGCGUACCUGCUAGCGCUACAACCGCCCGAUGCGCACGCGCAGCCUGCGCAUUUACACGAAACAUGCGAGUUCCAAAUCGACGAGAUCUUCCACGUGGGGGAGGCGGGGCCGGUGGUGGGCGGGCUGCUGGCGCGCGGACAGCUCAGGGAGGGGGACGACCUCAUCAUAGGGCCACUAGACAACGGGGAGUUCGUGGAGAUAUCGGUGAAGACAAUAUACCGGAACCGCGUGCCGUGCGGCGCGGUGCGGGCCGGCCAGUCCGCCUCGCUCGGCCUGUCCCACUACCCCCCCUCGCUGCGGCAGGGCAUGGUGCUGCUGGCGGUGCCGGGGGGCUACCAGGAGGGAAAGCGACCCACCUUCGGCGCCUGCCCCCCGGGGAGGUGCAAACUAAGACAGACGAACGUUGAUGGAACGCAAGUGGACAAAAAUCGCAAAGCGGCACGAAGGAAAAAAAUCUCACAGUCAAGUGACGGCGAAGGGAAGAGUGUUAAUGUUAACAUGUACGAGAAAUCCGUGCAAGACGCCUCCAGCGAUGAGGAGAAGUGUGUGCAUAUGCCGGAGACCUGCAUAUGCCCGGAGAUCAUGCUGGAAGAUCCCAAUGAUCCGAGAGGAUGUAUAUUCUUCCAGGCGUCGGUGCAGGUGCUGCGUCACUCGACGGCGAUCUACCCCGGCUUCCAGUGCUCCGUGCACGUCGGCAACGUGCGACAGACCGCCAUCAUUGAGGCUAUAAUGAGCGUGAGCGGGGAGCUGCGGGCGGGGCAGGCGGCGGCGGUGGUGUUCAGGUUCGCGCGCUGCCCGGAGUACCUCGUGUGCGGACGGCGGCUGCUCUUCACAGCCGGACUCGGCACCAGAGGAAUCGGAAGGAUUACCCAAACCUUUCCCUACAUACCUUGAGCGGACCGCGAACACUUUGGAGAAAAAUCAAAUCUUAAGCCUCAUUCACACCCCUGAUUCGACUGGGAUUCGGCAACUUCCCUGCGCAACAACCAAUCGACGCUCGCCGCGCUAAGCGUUGACCAAUAAUAAUACAAGUUUCCGAAUUAGAGUCGAACGGGAAUUGAAGACGUAAGUGGAUAAAGUGGAUAACGACAAUUUUCAAUUUGUUUUUUUUUUUUUAUAAAUAGAGGCUUUAGGACCGGGAAAAUGAUUUAGAAUCAAUAAAAAGUGAAUUUUACGUAUAGUUAGAUAUAUUAGCUAGAUUACGAAGUAGGAAAGAUACAAGGUUUUAGUACGGGAACCCUAGAACAAUUUUUUUUUAUUGCUAUCAAGCUAUUUUUUUG